AUGGUGCAGCACUCCAAGGGGAUCGGACAGAAAAUUGUAAUCGAACUCUUACCGGCGCAAGAUCUAGAUCAUGUUGCCAGUGGUGAAAGUAGUAAAACUAAAAGCAAAAAGCCAGCUUCGCACGCGUUCACCAGCGGGAAGGAGUUGAAGAAGCACUGCCGCGAUUUGCUGUUCAGCGACAAGUACGAGCCGGGGGAGUAUUUGGACGAAGAAGAUUACCUCUUCAUGAAGGCGGUGUUCAGCUACCACCCGCAGUUUUACAACGUGGAAGUUGACGGAGAUGGUGCUGUGGGUAGAACUGGCAGCGAGGCGGCGAAACAGAAUAAAGCCGAGUCUGCUGCUGCUGCUGGUGGAAAUCAAAAUCAGCAAGUUGCGAAGCAAGAAAACGAUCUGAAGAACAAACCGCGCACCAGAAGUGGCUCGCAGCAAGAAAUGACCCAUAAGGUUUCUCGCGUCCACGUCAAUCUUUCGACCAACAGUAACCAUUUGGACCACGGGAAACCGCACGAAGCGGACAUCAACGCGUACACGCGGAUCGGGAUCACGUGGCACUCCUUGCACGCAAACCAAAGAUGUUUUUUCCUCCAGAAGGUGACGGAGAAACCAAAAACUGAGAAGCCGAGUAAAAAUGUUGAGGCGGAUGAAAUGGAAGUAGACG
This is a messenger RNA of Amoebophrya sp. A120, 658 nucleotides long. The record is from the annotation of a GenBank genome assembly. NCBI's taxonomy places the organism in Eukaryota, Dinophyceae, Syndiniales, Amoebophryaceae.